Nothobranchius furzeri (turquoise killifish) is the source of this 2958-nucleotide messenger RNA. RefSeq names its product deltex 2, E3 ubiquitin ligase (gene dtx2). Lineage: Eukaryota; Metazoa; Chordata; Actinopteri; Cyprinodontiformes; Nothobranchiidae. Gene Ontology annotation, cellular component: nucleoplasm. The record is from RefSeq and is a predicted model, not a curated record. Gene Ontology annotation, biological process: Notch signaling pathway; protein ubiquitination. Gene Ontology annotation, molecular function: ubiquitin protein ligase activity; zinc ion binding.
CUGCUGAGUACUGCUAUUCCCGACGGGCCAUGAAGGCAGCGGUCCAGACUGGAAGGCUCCAUGGUGAUGUUGUCACCACUCGGCCGCCUUUGGUCUUUCUGAAUGCAACAGCUUUGUCAACAUGAACCCGAAUGUUUGUCUCGGUCGUGUUGGGUUCGAGCCUCGCCUAGGAAAUUCCUUGUAGGCGCGUGCACACUUUCGGAAUGGAGUUUUUAACGAGCCUAGCUAGCUAGUCGCUGCGUCUUCGUCGUAGCCACAAUCAGCUAACCAGUUGUGUUGUUAGCGAAUAACAUGGCGAUUGUGUCUGGUUCCUGCGCCCGGGUGAACGGCUCCAGAAACGGGCCCUCGCUGCCGGUUUUGCCGUCCGGUUCCGUUGGACCAUCCCAGCCCAUGAUAGCGGUGUGGGAAUGGCAGGACGACCAGGGCUAUUGGCGGCCUUACAGCGGCCAAGUCAGCGCCUACAUCGAGCGUUGUGUGUCCCGGCGCGGGCCCAGAGGAGGCGGAGGAGCCGGCUCGACGAGCAUCUGCCUCGGACAGUCAGACCCCAGUCUGUCGCCCUACCUCAUUGACAUACCGAGCCUGAAGCAGUUCCGGCAGGACACAGGGACGACCCGGUCAGUGCGGCGCUCCCUGUUCGCCCAGUCUUCAGGCCUCGGCAGCGGUGUCUACUGGGAAUGGGUCAACGAUGAAGGAGGUUGGACUCCGUACGAGACCCGGACCUCCAUCCUUCUAGAGCACAGCUACCAGGCCCGCCAGGGCACGGCCGACCUGGGCCCGCAUGGGUACAAUUACAUAGUGGAUCUCACCUCUCUGGCCCAGGUGAACAAAUCCACAGGCUUCAGGCGCCAGGUGCGGCGACAGUGCAACCUCCCCUACCCGUUGGCCUCCUCCGGCCCCCCUGCCAUCCCCUCAGCCCCUGCCUGCUCCUGCCAGCAGUGUUUGAGCCACAGCAGCACCGGACCCAUUCCCAGCCGCUCACGCCAUUCCUUUUCCUCGGGGAGUCUGAACCGACCCAGCCUCCAGGGGAUGGGGUGGGUCGCUGCCGCUCACCCGACUUCUGUUUACUCGCCGUAUCCCAGGAGACCCCUCUCUGUGGGGGGGAUGUCCUGGGGCAGCCCCUGGCCCCCACUUGCCUCUGCUAGUCACAUACCUGCGCCACACCUGGGCAGCUCCACCAGCGUUAAUGGUUUAAGCGUUCCUUCCAUCUCCGUGCAGUUGAAUGGGUCGACCAGCGUGAGUUCUGCCCUGGCAGGCAUGGCCUCCAUUUUGAUGUCAGCAGUGGGACUCGGCGUGCACUUCACCUCCGCCCCCCUCCCUCAGCAGCAGCAUCAGCCGCCGCCGCCUGCUCCCUUCGCUCUUCCUCCUCCUCCUCCUCUCCUCCCCUCAGCCAGCAGACCCAACAAGCCCCACAGCAGCAGUUCAGUUAGGAGAGCAAAGAGGCAGCACAGGAGAGUUUCAGCACAUUCUCGACUUCUCUCUCCGCCAGUGCUGACUCGGAGCUCUGAGGACGUGAUCCGGCGCUACAUGGAGGUGGUGGCUGAGGUUCCCGAGGAGGACUGCAUCAUCUGCAUGGACCAGCUGUCCAGCCCGUCCAGCUACGAGACGCCGCCGUCCUCAGAGGACGGAGUUCAGAGCGUCCUGCCGGACACCGUGGGAAAGUUCAUCACAUGUGGACACACUCUGCACAUGCUCUGCAUGCUGGCCAUGUACAACAACGGGACCAAGGACGGCAGCUUGCAGUGUCCCUCCUGUAAGACAAUCUAUGGAGAGAAGACGGGCACGCAGCCCAAAGGCAAGAUGGAGAUCUAUAGUAUCGCCCAGUCGCUGCCGGGUCACCCAGACUGUGGUACCAUCCAGAUCAUCUACAGCGUCCCUCCUGGCGUUCAGGGUCCGGAGCAUCCCAACCCUGGACAGCUGUACACCUGCAGAGGAUUCCCGCGAUUCUGCUUCCUUCCCGACAACGACAAGGGCAGGAAGGUGUUGGAGCUGCUGAAGGUGGCAUGGAUGCGUCGCCUCAUCUUCACCGUGGGGACGUCCAGCACCACCGGAGAGCCCGAUACGGUGGUGUGGAACGGCAUCCACCACAAAACGGAGAUGAUGUCCAACCUGUCGGGCCACGGCUACCCCGACCCCAACUACCUGGACAACGUUCUGUCCGAGCUGGCCUCGCAGGGCGUGACAGAGGACUGCCUCAAGCCUCCGGGCAGCAGCUAGGACGCAGCGUCACAUUUUCUGUCACCGCAAACCUCAACCGAGCCGACGGCGGUCGCCAUCACAGGCCGCCGUGUUUCUGCACCUCGCAUCGCAGGAGCCUGAACUUCAAAAUAAAACACAUUGGGCCGACUUUAGUCUGCGCCCAGUUCAUCGAACCGCCGCUCUGGAAACUCGUGAUUCGUUUGUCGAAGCCUCAUCAGUAUCCUGGUUUUGAGUCGCCGUGGGAAACGGCGCUUAUUCUGGGAGCAGAAGUCUCAUGAAGCACUUUAGCUCCGACAGUGAAUUUGCUGGCAAAAUGCAGUUUUUGUUUGGUUUGUUAUUCCACAGUGAGAAGGCAGUCGGCUCCGUCGCAGCCGAGCAUUUCAGCAACGCGGCGAAACUCCAAGUAGCAAAGUCCGUUUGUACGAUUAUCAGUGAGAAGAGGCAACACUUAGUGCUGUAAAUAAACACGAGUGCAUCAAAAGUAUAAAAACAUCUUAAGUUUUGAUUUUUACAUCCAUGGUUGUUUUAAAGUCUAACGAGCCUUCUGCAGCCAUUUUCUUAGUGUUGAAUCUGAGAGGACGGAUCGAACAGCCUCAGAUUUUGACCCAGGUGGACGGGAGCGUGGAAGGUUCGACAGUGUGACAAUCAGAGUCGUCGUGAUUAAACGAGACGCGUGAAUUCGCCCGCGUCUGCUCGGCCGAGUCUCCACACAUGUACAUGCAACUGAAAAUGUAUCUGCAAUAAAGAAAUGAUGCAAAACCA